AGUCUAGUGCCCUAGACAUGGCACUCAGAGGAGGGAGAGCUGGGAUCCGGUUCCGCGCGCAGUGCUGAGUCUCCCCUGAUUUGCGGUAGUGGAGCAGUCCACCCGGAGAACUCAGGAGUUUUCGCAGGGCGAGGGGGAGGGCUGGAGCCUGGAACCCCCAUAUUCCUUGCACCUCUUGGGCCCGGGACAGGCAGCCCUUAGUCACUGGGGUGUCCAUAGUGCCCACGAAGGGCCAGCGUCCCAGAGGGUUCCCAGGUCAGGUUGGUGACGUGUGGGGCUUCCCUAACUUCGUAGGCAAAAUCUGCCAGACCCUCCCGGGGGAGCGGAGCUCCGAAUACCAGGGCCGACUCCGCUCCUGAGGCCGCUGAGCCCUCCUGCACCUGUCCGGCCCGGGAAGUGCCAUGGGACAGCUGAUCGCCAAGUUAAUGAGCAUCUUCGGGAACCAGGGUAAGGGGCGCACAGGGCAUCCAAGCGAGCGCUUUGAUCUCGCCCUCUUCUGGGACUCCUCUGAUCUGUGGUCGGACGCACGGGGGGACCUCGGGCUCCGAGGGUCGUAUAUGGGCGCUCCUCGACUGCCCCGCGGCCUCCCCUGCCCCCGUCCCUGCCUGCUCCUCUUGGGUCCCGGCGCUUCGGUGCGCCCCAGGACGCAAAGCUGGGCGACCCUCCUUUCUCCCCGCUAAACGGAGCCAGCGGCGGGGAUGGGGGGCUGCUGCGAGUUUCCUGCGAUUGUGACUUCGCGUUAUGCUCUUUCUCUAAACACCGUCUCUUGGCAAGCCCCGAAGCGCCCCGGGCCUUUCAGACACUUUUCUGGAAUGUGAAGGGAGGUGGGGGCUCAGCUGUCUUUUCCACCGUCCCGGAGUGGGGCAGGUGUCGGAGCUGGGUGGGAAGCAGACGCGGUACGGUGGGCAGAGGUCCCCAGCCUGCGGGGAGCGCUAUCUCCUUCCUGGGAGGUCUGGUGGGGGCACACAGUCCCUUGGUCUUCGGGUUUGGCCCUGACGCUGCCCUUCCUCCGACGCUUCCAGAGCACACGGUCAUCAUCGUGGGACUGGACAAUGAAGGAAAGACCACCAUUCUCUACCGGUUGUAAGUGACUCUCGGGCGGGGAGGGUAGAGAGCUGGGCCUCCCACCAGACUGACAGGCAGGGGGACCAAUCACUGGAGCUCUUCCCUGGGUUCCCGGGCUCCUCUGUAGUCCGGAGGAGCGAUUGGGCACGCUGCUUGGACCUUCCUAGUACUGCGGCUCCUCGGUCUGGCAUUCAAAUCCUGCACCGUACAGGCAACCCUAGCUCCCACUGCUUUCCUCCAUCUUCCCGGGGGCCCUGCCAAACCCAGCUCCAGGCCUGCCAAGUGUCCCAAACUGCCUCCCUGCUCUUCGCUCCCUCUAGCGGCAGGUCCCUCCUUUCUCACCCCUGUCCCCUCUGCCAGUUAACUUUCUUCCCCUUCUUCAAACCCAAAGGCUCACUGAGGCUCUGUAGCUCCUGGUCUAGCAAGCCUGGCACAUAUGGGUGGUGCUGAGUAAAUACCGAUCGCAGCUUUCCCCGAUAUUCGCUCUCUGGAUGGCACCUCUCCCAUUUUACAGCCUCCAAAGUACUUUACUUAGGAGAAGCUUUUCCAUGAAAAAGUAAUACAUGUAAUGAUUUUAAAAAAUUAUAAAGGAAAAUUUCAAACAAUGGAGGAAUACACGGUGAAAAGUAAGUUUCCUUCUUGCCUCUGGCUCCUAGUUUUCCUCCUAUUGUAACUUUGCGUAACUUUUCAGAAGCAUUAUUUACAUAUAAAAGCAUGUGUAUAUUUUCUAUGUCACUUUAAACAAAGCACCUCUCUGAUGUCCCUCACUGUGUCUGUCUCAUUUUUCUAAACUCUUGCUCCUCAAAGUGUGGUCUACAGACCAGUCACACAGGCAUCACCUGAAAGCUUAUUAGGAAUGCAAAACCAUGGCCGGGCGCUGUUGCUCUCAAAGUGCCUGUAAUCGCAGCACUUUGGGAGGCCGAGGCGGGCGGAUCACCUGAGAUCAGGAGUUCAAGAGCAGCCUGGCCAACAUGGUGAAACCUCGUCUCUACUAAAAAUACAACAACAACAACAACAACAACAACAAAGGGCUGAGCAAGGUGGCUCACGCCUGUAAUCCCAGCACUUUGAGAGGCUGAAGUGGGUGGAUCUACCUGAGGACAGGAGUUCGAGACCAGCCUGGCCAACAUGGCGAAACCCCAUCUCUACUAAAAAAAUAUAAAAAUUAGCUGGGCGUGGUGGCACAUGCCUGUAAUCCCACCUACUCUGGAGGCUGAGGAAGGAGAAUCACUUGAACCCGGGAGGCAGAGGUUGCAGUGAGCUGAGACUGCGCCACUGUACUCCAGCCUGGGCGACAAAGGGAGGCGGAGGUUGCAGUGAGCUGAGAUUGUGCCACUGCACUCCAACCUGGGCGACAGAGAGAGACUACAUCUCAAGGAAAAAAAAAAAAAAAAAGCAAAACUGUGGCCGGAUGCGGUGGCUCAUGCCUGUAAUCCCAGCACUUUGGGAGUCCAAGGUGGAUGGAUCACUUGAGGUCAGGAGUUCGAGACUCGCCCAGCCAACAUGGCGAAACCCCGUUUCUACAAAAAUACAAAAAUAAGCCUGGCGUGGGGGUGUGCUCCUGUAAUCCCAGCUACUCAGGAGGCCGAGGCGGGAGAAUUGCUUGAACCUGGGAGACAUGAUCGUACCUACACUCCAGACUGGGCGACAGAGUGAGACUCUGUGAAAGAAAGAAAGAGAGAGAGAGAAGGAAAGAAAGAGAGAAAGAAAGAAAGAAAGAAAGAAAGAAAGAAAGAAAGAAAGAAAGAAAGGCAAAAGCCUGGACCCCUGCCCAGACUCACUGGGUCAGAAUCUGCAUUUUGACAAAACUCUCAGGUCAUUCAACUGCAUAUUAAAGUUUGAGGAGGCUGGGCUCUGUGGCUCAUGCCUGUAAUCCCAGCACUUUGGGAGGCCAAGGCAGGAGGAUCUCUUGACAGGAGCCCAAGGUCAGGAGUUCAAGCUUGACCAAUGAGGUGGUCCAUAUGUGUCCCACCAUUGGCAGCAACGUGGAGGAGAUCAUUCUGCCGAAGACCCACUUCUUCAUGUGGGACAUAGUGAGACCUGAGGCUCUGAGCUUUAUCUGGAACACAUACUACUCCAACACUGAGUUUAUCAUCCUUGUGAUUGACAGCACGGACCGGGAUCGGCUGCUGACCACUCGGGAGGAGCUAUAUAAAAUGCUGGCCCAUGAGGCUCUACAGGAUGCUUCAGUCCUGAUAUUUGCCAAUAAGCAGGACGUGAAGGACUCCAUGAGGAUGGUGGAGAUCUCCCAUUUCCUUACUCUCAGCACCAUCAAAGACCACUCGUGGCAUAUACAAGGCUGCUGUGCCCUCACCAGGGAAGGGUUAGUGGCUGCCCUACCUGGAUCUCUAGGGCCUGGCUGAACCAAUGGAUGACUGACCAUCAGAACCCUUCUCCUGCCUCUCUCCUGUGAGAAUCUGGUUCACAGUUGGCUCCUGGGCCAAGCCAAUUUGGCAUCUCCCCACAGGUGAGAUGUGGUGGGUAAGCCACAAGCAGACAGCAUCCCUGCUCUCAGGGGCUUGUUCUAGUGGAGAAAGAGGUAGCAC
Molecule: messenger RNA, 3611 nt
Organism: Homo sapiens (human)
Lineage: Eukaryota; Metazoa; Chordata; Mammalia; Primates; Hominidae
Gene: ARL5C
Product: ARF like GTPase 5C
Exons: 4
Coding region: 3027-3428 (133 amino acids)
Biological process (GO): protein localization to Golgi membrane
Molecular function (GO): GTPase activity; GTP binding
Source: RefSeq, a predicted model, not a curated record